UGCUUUUGUAGUGUUCGAAAUUCAAUAUUUAGGGUCGGAGGUGUUUAGAAACAGCCGUGCGUCCACAUGUUCGACCUUACAAGUCGAAAGAAAACAAUGGGUUCUGAGGGCACGUCCCAGGUAGAGGUUAAAAAUUCAAAGUCGCGGAAACGAACGAAAAAAAAGGAAGGAUCAAAAGGUAUUACGAGCAAUGCAAAUAACGAUAGUUUAGAAAAUGAUACUAAUAAUGUAGAAGAAGUAAGCAUGAAACAUAAAAAACGGAAGGAAAAGAAAGAAUCAAACACUGACCAUAAUUCUAAAGAAGUGAUUCAAGAUAGCAAAGAAAAUGAUUCUGCUGGGGCUGAGGCUAUAAAUGAAGAGAAAUCGGAUAAUGAGGCAUCACCACCGAAGAAGAAAACUAUAGAUACAGAGAAUGAUUUCGACGAGAAUGGAAAGAAUAAUACAAAAUCUCCGAAGCAGCCUUCUAAGAGACAGUUAAAGAAAGAGAGGGCUGAGAGAAAGGAAAAUGAAAAAAGGAUGGCUAUUAAGAUAGACGCAAUGAAGAAAGGACUUAAUUAUGUCUCUACGUGGAAAUACGCGCGCAGUGAAUGGAAAUUCGAGAAGUUGAGACAAAUCUGGUUGAUCGAUAAUCUGCUUGACGAAACUUCAAUACCAGAUGACAUUUUUCCAACAGUUUUAGAAUAUUUCGAAGGAUGCAAAGGAAUGGCAAGGGAACUGUUGUUAAAGAAGGGAAUGGACGCUAUAAAGAAAAUAGAAGAAAACGUCGAAAAUAAAGAAGAACUGGAGUCAGUUGCUUAUCAGAGGGCAAGGAAACUUCUACAAGCUUUGCCUAUUGAUACUUAGCCAACUACUAGAUGUCUUUUAUUCAAAUUGAACUUUUCUUUUUUAUACAUUAUCUAUCAAUGUUUUGACGUUCAUGUAUGUUCAUAAAGAGUAUUUAUAUUAAACCUUUGUAUAUAUUUGAAUAA
This is a messenger RNA of Ceratina calcarata, 968 nucleotides long. RefSeq lists its product as uncharacterized. Bases 67 to 843 code for a protein of 258 amino acids. The record is from RefSeq and is a predicted model, not a curated record. Lineage: Eukaryota; Metazoa; Arthropoda; Insecta; Hymenoptera; Apidae. The transcript has 5 exons.